This is a messenger RNA of Monoraphidium neglectum, 417 nucleotides long. Its product is annotated as oligopeptidase B. NCBI's taxonomy places the organism in Eukaryota, Viridiplantae, Chlorophyta, Chlorophyceae, Sphaeropleales, Selenastraceae. The record is from RefSeq and is a predicted model, not a curated record. The transcript has 5 exons. Gene Ontology annotation, molecular function: serine-type endopeptidase activity. Gene Ontology annotation, biological process: proteolysis. The coding region runs from base 1 to 417 and encodes 138 amino acids.
AUGCUGGACGAGACCAUCCCCCUCACCACAAUCGAGUGGGAGGAGUGGGGGAACCCCAAGGAGCGCGAGUACUACGAUUACAUGAAGAGCUACAGCCCGGUGGACAAUGUGACGCAGCAGCGGUACCCCAACAUUCUCGUCACGGCCGGCCUCCACGACCCGCGCGUCGGUUACUGGGAGCCUGCCAAGUGGGUGGCCAAGCUGCGGUCGACUAAAACCGACAACAACCUUCUGCUGCUCAAGACAGAGCUGGGGGCCGGCCACUUCAGCGUCACCGGCAGGUUUGAGCGUCUCAAGGAGGUGGCCCUGGAGUAUGCCUUCCUCCUCAAGACCGCGGGCCAGCUGUCAACGCAGCCACUCAAGGGCUCGGGCCCCGCGCAGCCCCCCACCGCGGCCGCCAGCCCAUCAGUGGCGUGA